GAAGGGUACAUAUAACGGACGACUUCCUGAGAAGUCGUUUUACCUAUGAUAGGAAGGCGAUGGGCUUUUAGUAUUUGACUUGGUCUCGAGGAAGCUGGCCCGAGAGGGUAUUAUGCACCCGAUCGAGGCGUAUGACGGAUGACUUCUUAAGAAGUCGUUUAUCUUCAACGCCUAAUAAGCGAGCUUUGGGCUUCUAGCACCCGACCUGGCCUUGAGGAGGUGGCUAAGGAGGCUGUUUGGCAUCAUAUCGAAGCGUAUGGCGGAUGACUUCCCAGGAAGUCGUUUAUCAUAAGCCUUUAUAGGUUGACAGCAAAUAUUUGGCUCAGACGAUGGCCAAGAAGGUAACCAAUGUAGGCACACUCGGUCGGCCAUUGAGAGCAUGUCCCACACAGCGUUUGCGCGAGCAAUACCCACAACAGAACUGGCUGUGAGGGAAAUCGGAAGGAAGCUGAUAGCUAAAUAGUACAUGGUUGUAAGUCAGCAGAACGGUAUUAUAUAAGCGGUCUCUUUUCGCCCAGCUUGGUUUUCCUCGUCGUGAAUAAAGCCAGUUGACAUUCCGUCUAUGCCCUUGACUUCAAGAUCACAGACAUACUCCAAAACCCACUUAGCCUUCAUUCCAUUUCAAAUCAUGGAUCCAGCAUCCACGCCUACAGCCAUCAAUGCAUCACCGAACGAUGAACCUGAGCACGGUGAUGACUAUACCGCCACUCUUUUCACUGCUCUUGAGAAGCUCCUUGAAGUUCCAAGAGACAUAAUACACACAAGACAGCUGCGUCGUUUCUUAUCGGGGACUCCAUCCUCUCGUCUGCAUCAGCUUCUAGACUCGCUCAAACAGCUCUCUCGUUGCUGUGAGGAUAUGUGUUCGAACACCGCGGAGCCAAAUCCAACUACUACAACCCCUCCUUACGAGCAAGAUGAUAACAGUAACGACAGUGAUGAAAGCCCGUCACCUGAGGAAAUUCAAGGCCAUGAUCAUUUACCCGGUGUGCAAGACAACACCACGUGUGACCAGCCUGGAGGCCAGUAUGGGUACGACAAUGACGAUGUUUCACUGCAUUCUGACGACGCCGAUGCACAGACUUGCAUGGAGACGGCCUACGGAAAACUGAGGCAUAUCAAUAUGAACGAGCAAGAUUGCAUUGACCCUUCCAAACUCCAGCUACCGAGUCCCAGAUGCGACCCCGAAGAUGUUGUUGUGGAGACCCCUGAAGAUAGCUACCGAGUCACGUCAUCCAGAGGUUCGUCCCCCGGUGAAGUUACAGAGAAGCCGUCCGGGUCCAAGCCGCAGUCGCCAAAACUAGUGAGAACUCCUCUAAAAACAAUCGUUUCUCGGCAAAGCCCCGUCUACUUAAAGGAAACAACGGAAGACGCAUCCUCAGACGAUCGGGCUACGCUAAUAGUAACACAAUCUAUUACUGCUUUCGUGGACUCUAGCUUAGAAGAGAUUGACCCUUUUCGAUUCCCUGCAGAUAUGGAUGAAACAUUUCAGAGUCUCUUUACCUGUUUACACAAAGCACACCAGAGCCCAACCCAGUAUUCGAGUGGCUCAAAAUGGAUGUCUUUAGUUGGAUCAAACGAUGCUAAGCGUCAAAAAGGCUCGAUAUAUUAUGCCUUGACUUCCAUCGGGUUUUACGCGUGGCACAGUGAGCAGGUUUCUCUAAUUUGUCCGCAGUCUAGUGAAAAGGGACGCAAACAAGUCUCUCAAAGGAUUAUCGGGCCACUACCGACCGAUGCUGAAGAAAAAAAGCAAACGUAAAGCGCUUCGCAAAAGACUAAGUGUCAUACAAGCGAGAGGUCAAAAAUAAGAUACGCUAGUAAAGGCACUCGGUUGAGAGUCCUUAUCAAAGACAUAUAGUAUAUAGUGUAACAUUCUUCGAAAUAAAACUACUAAUUAUUUCCGCUAAGGCUUUAGCAAAGACCAAGGAUACUGCAAUUAAACAAAUUAUCUCCAAUUUCAAGCACGAUACAGACAAAAUAAAUAUUCUUCAACUCCUCGACAAACAAAUAAAGUCGCUCCUAAAGGAAGGCAAAACAAAUCCAAAGGCGUUCCAGGAAGCCUUGAAAAGCGACGCGGCACCCCCUAAGUCCCUGAAGCCCGCAUUUGACAUCUCUCAAGAUGUUGUCUCCUU
Xylaria bambusicola is the source of this 2129-nucleotide messenger RNA. RefSeq lists its product as uncharacterized. Bases 563 to 1756 code for a protein of 397 amino acids. The record is from RefSeq and is a predicted model, not a curated record. The transcript has a single exon. NCBI's taxonomy places the organism in Eukaryota, Fungi, Ascomycota, Sordariomycetes, Xylariales, Xylariaceae.